Molecule: messenger RNA, 9492 nt
Organism: Xyrichtys novacula (pearly razorfish)
Lineage: Eukaryota; Metazoa; Chordata; Actinopteri; Labriformes; Labridae
Source: the annotation of a GenBank genome assembly
GGAGAGAGGGGGGGCGUGACCGUCGGCUUCAUUCCUCACACUGCUGUGACCACAACAACAAGAGGCGACACAACGAAUGGCAGAGAAGUCAGAAUAAAACAUUAAAAUAGGUAAGACGGGGAAUUAACGGGCAGAUAACGAGCGUUUUUACCGGCUCUUUCGUGUUUAACGGUCGGACGUUGGUACCGUAGAUGUGAGCGGCACACAGGAGCAGCCUGCGAAGCGACCGUUUGGUGCGUUUCAUUUGAUGGAAAUAUCGCAAUAACGAGAUGUCACGGAAUCCCGUUAACUUGAUUGUGUGGAAAUAAAUGUGUAAAUAUUAAAUGUACUCUUCGACACGACGGGUUGAAGGCGUUUGAAGCGUUUUUUAGAGGCCGGUACGUUGUGUUCUCUGUUGAGGGCUCAGCUCAAUAUAGCAUGGCGGCCCUGGGUUGUGCUUAAAAUGUAUGUUGGUUACAAAAGGCAUCCUGCACGGUGACACACAGAGGGACAACCUGCGGGUUAGUCAUCACAUCUGUUCAUCCUUUUUAAUGCGUUUGGUCCGUCGACAGUCAUUAUAUUACCAAAAACAAAUCUCAAUACUAGACGGUGUUUUAACAAGAAAUGCGAAUGAGCUAAUUAUUCCUAUUCAAAUGAACUGUAAUACACUUUAGCAUGGGCCUGGGAAGGAACUGGAUGUACAUUUACUCAAACACUGCACAGAGCACUUGAGUGAAUGAUCCAUGCUCAGUCCAGGCCUUUUAUUUCCUCUGACUCGACACUUACAUACCCUUUGUUUUGUAAUUGCUUUGUGGUUCCAAAAUGAUAGCACUUAACAUUUUUAAGACAGUUUCUUUGUGAUAUAGCAGAAGUGUCAGUAUCUCUCUGGGGAGAAACCACUCCUAGUCAUGGGUAAAUACAUUAAAAGAAGCUCUUCCUUUGUGAGAUGCAACAUUAAAAUGAUGCAUCCAUGUUUUGCAUAAUGCAGGUUAUUCUUGUGCAACUCUCAAUGCUGACUGUGUUGAUUUUCAGUGUUAUGUUUUUACUCACCUAAGAUAUAAAAAUGCAGUUUUACUAGUUACAAAGUUUUUUUUUUUUUACCACCAUUCAAUUCGUCUAACAGUAGUUGGUGUGCUUUUGAAAAUAAAUGUAACAAGCAAAGACUGGUGUCCUAAAAAGGUUAAAGAACAGAAGUACAGUUUUUUAAGUUUUGCAGAACAGCUAAUAGUCAAUUACGUUUGUUAGCAUGCUCUUGUUGAAUUUAGAAGGGUCUCUUGAAAUGUUCUUAGUUUGGUUGCAACCUUUUUUUUUCCUCCUGAAGUUUACAAGGCUUGUUCUCGUCACGGACAGUGCACCAGUUGCAGCUUGCUCUCCUGGGAAAUGUUUGUCUGGAAUUAGUCCAGAACCGAUUUCACAUUCAAACGCUCGUGUGGCAUGUGUUCGUCAGCACAUCCUGCCGCACCAACUGUAGAUGGCAGUUCCCUCUCUUUUCUCAUGCUACCUUUUUUUUGUUGUUGUGCGCAGACAGCUGCAGCGAUGGGCAAGUCCCAGUCACACUUGGCCAAGCACAAAGCUGAGAGUCAGGACACGCUGAUAUGUGGUGACGGUCAGACAGAAGAAGAUGGAAAGAAUGGAGAUGUUUCUCAGUUCCCUUAUGUGGAGUUCACAGGACGGGACAGCGUCACAUGUCCCACGUGUCAGGGCACCGGCAGAAUCCCCCGAGGUAAAUUUAUCACAACCCUCUUACAUUAAUGUCCUGAUACAUGACUCUGCAGUUGAACAAUAUCACAUGAAGUGGAUGUUGCAAUAUUAUCUUCUUUCUGCUAAAAUCUUUCCAAUAUAAAUCGAUACAGAAGUUGACAUUGGGUAAAUGUAGGUGAUGUGCAGAGAGGUGUUGAGGUGCUGCUGGUAGCACUGGCAUAACUGCGCACCUGUGGUAACCUUCAUACUAGUGUUUAUAUGAUGCAGCAGCCCGGGGUGUGUUUUUAUAGUUAACAGCCAUGCAAUUUCCUCUAUCUCUAAUGCCGCACAGCUAUCUCUAUGAACUGUUUGUGUGUUCAAGUGCGGUCCACACAUGGACCAAAUGAAGCAUGGAUGUAGUCUGACCCACUGGUUUCUAAAGUCUGUCAACUGCAGACAGACUACUCUCCAGUAUCAUUAAAAGUAGUGCUUCAAAAUUGGUUAUCUUUUUACAAAGCUAUGAACGGGCUUAAAAAGCAGUUCUGUGUAGGAUUUAUUUCCCAGCACCAAAGGUCAGACUAUUUAAACAUUGUAAAAUUACGACACAUCCCUAAUGGAAAAAGAAAGAUGUUGCAGUGAAGACAACUGAAUAUCUGUUUGGUUUUCUGCUCCAAACAUGUCCAUAUAUCACUGUAAAGUACUUGCUAAAGUACGCAGUGUUUACAUCAUGUUCAGACAUUUGGACCAUAACCUACAUAGAAAAGUACACAGCCAUUAAACUGUUCAAUUCUUCUGUAAAUAGCAUCUGACGUCAGACACCAUGCAAUUGCAUUUCCCUUUAGCGAUCAAUAAAGUUCUUCUUCUCUUAUUUCUUAUAUUUCCAUUAGUCGGAGGAUAAUAAUCAGGCGUAAUGCCGUUAAAGAUUUAAUACAUCCAAUGAUGAUAGUCUUAAAAAAAACAGAAUCACUGUAACAUCCAAGAAAAAUGAGAAAAAGCUGAAUUUGAAGGCCUUAUUACCUGACAGUGUAGAGUUGGCAGAUAGAAUUAGUCAACCACGAGACCACAGUUUCACAUCCCCUAACAUUUUUGAUUAACGCCAGAAAAUUUCCACUUUUACAGCAGGUUUCAUGAAAACUGUAUGCUCUCGUUUUUAUACUAUUGCCGUAGAAUGGGACUCACGACACCUUUCCCUAGAUGAAACCACCUCCAAUAAACAGUUCAAGCUUCCAAGUGAACAAGUGUCACAAAUCAGGAAUGAGGUUAAAAUUCCUACAGAUCUAUUUAUAACCAAGAGAUUUACGGUGGAUUUUCAUGGUAAAAACUCAUGUUUUGGUCACUUUAUCAAACCCUGACAUAGAGGUUUAUUCUGCUAAAAGAGCGGUAAAAGUAAAUUCAGCUCUGUGAGUGAGGGUUUUAAUCUGAGUAUUUUGGAGGGUUUUAAUCUGAAUAUUUUAGAGGGUUUAAUCCAAUUAUUUUCGAUGGUUUUAAUCUGAUAAUUUUAGAGAGUUUUAAUUUUAAUAAUUUUAGCGUUUUAAUCUGAGUAUUUUAGUGGUUUUUAAUCCAAAUAUUUUUGAAGGUUUUAAUCUGGGCAUUUUAAGGGUUUAAUCUGAGUAUUUUAGAGGUUUUAAUCUGAGUAUUCUAGGGGUUUUUAAUCCAAAUAUUUUUGAUGGUUUUAAUCUGAGUAUUUUAGAGAGUUUUAAUCUGAGUAUAUUAGAGGGUUAAACCUGAGUAUUUUUGGGAUUUAAUCGGAGUUAGGGUUUUUCCAGCUCCCUGCCUUUUUGCAUGAGCUUUAAGGUCGUUACACACACAGGGAAGUUUCACAUACUGUGUGUCCACUUCUGACCAAUCAGAUUUCGUGUUGUUGUGAUGUCAGAUUCACCGGUAUAUCCAACAUGGCCGACCUGCUGAUUGUUUACAUGUUGGAGAACAGAGUGCUUUCUGAUAAAAAACACACACAUCACAAAGAUAACGACCUGAAGGACAACUUGUGGAGAGUCAUAGCGUCGGUUUUCUCAUAUGACAAUGGUUUGUGUGCUUUAACAGUUUGCUUAAUGUGUUUGUUUUAACUUUAGGUCUCAGUUGUUACCUUACGUUUAUGUAUUAUAGUUUAAUGUGCUUAUCUGGUACUAGCCCCAACUCAGUACAUGCUAUCAUGACAGACAGGCAUCUCAACACUAGUGUCUAAUCAGAACUGAAAAACAGGGGAAAAGUCAGGACUGUACUUUGUGACUGAUGCUAUCACAUUUGUUCAGGUCAACUUUGUACAGUAGCGUUGUAGCGAGCAAAUCUUACAACAUACUCGAUGCAAAAGUUAAAUGCCGUCUUUUCUCUUUCAUCUACAGGUCAGGAGAAUCAGCUGGUGGCUCUGAUUCCAUACAGUGACCAAAGGCUCAGGCCGAGCAGGACGUAAGUCUGCAGGGUUUUAAGAUCAACUGUGUGGCAGCUCUGUGUGAUGAAAUCCAUUGCUCUCGCAGACAAUGGCGGCACAUGCUUUGAAGUUAUCAGCUGCUUUCAGGGUCUCACUUCUGUUUCCUGUCUCCUACAGAAAGCUGUAUGUCACAAUAUCAGUGGUCCUGUGCCUGCUGCUGUCUGGCCUGGCUGUUUUCUUUCUGUUCCCUCGCUCUAUUGAUGUCUCCUACGUGGGAGUGAAGUCCGCCUAUGUCUCCUACGAUCUGGACAAACGAAUCGUCUAUCUCAACAUCACUGUAAGGCUGUGUAUCUGCUCUUGUAAAUGUUUAUCUGUUUAACCAAGCCCUAAAGCUGCAAAGAUCAAUACCUGCACAUUUACACUGGAUCACAUGAGUACUUGUAUGUAAAAAGGCUUGCUCAGAGUGGUGAAAACACUGUGCACUGUCACUUGACUCUUCAGUUUAACUGAGCUCUGGCAUAAAGAGCUUAAAUGUGACUCAUAGCUUAGUUUCCUAACCCUGAGCUUGACUGUUUUGGUUUGUGUCACUGAUCUCAUCGGGGAAUUUUCCUGCUGCAGAGGAGAGCAAUUUCCAAACAAACAAACCAACAACAACCAAAAAACCCUUCAUACUCAGCCAGUUAAAAUACAAAUACAGGGCUUUAUAGGGUGACCGUUUCACUUGUAUUUGCGACUAAAAUAGAUGUGUGCGAAUUGUAAAAUGAAUUUAGGGGCACAUGUGCGCAUAAAAAAAUCAGGCAAGGCAACAAAUGUGUUUUCAUGUUUCAAUACUGCAGUUAAGUUAGUUUUAAGUUGGAUAUUCGACGGACAUUCACUGCGGAUCUACCGGUGUCUGCUCACUUUCCAUAACCGGAAAUAGCAACAGCAGCGCAGUUAAAUCUACUCUGCACCCUCACUGUCAACGUCGGGUGUUGAAUGAGGGACCGUCAAUAAAUUACCGGUUGAUGUUCUCAGAAAAAAGGCUGUUUCCCUUCAAUAGCUUCCAUGUCAUGUGACUAAGAUCAGACAAUGAGACAAACUUCAUUUCCCUAAUUUGUCCUCUAAAAAAAAAUUUAAGGCAAAUUUUGAACCUGUGACCAACUGACCUAAAAUUGAUUUCAAAUAAUAGUACUUCUGUCGACCAAUAAGACAAACAUUAUUUGAUCAAUUUUCAUUGUGCCCCUAAAGGUCUUUGUGUGCUCCUUACUUUUUAACUUAGGAAAACAUGUGCUUCUUGUGAAAAAAGUUAGUGUCAACAACAGUAAGGAAAACUUCCUACAAAACUUCUUAAAUAUAAUAAAAAGAGAUUUUAAGUGUAUUUUUUGCAGUAGCUCCUAUUUGAAUGAUUGUGGGUAAUUAAGCAGCCCUUUACUAAAUAUCCAAGUCGUGGUUGCAGUUUCCUUCCCCUGCCUUCGGGUGGAAAAAAUAUUAGUAACUUCAUGGGUAAAAUGCUUGAGAUUCAUAACUAAUGAAUAUGAGACUGUAAUGCCAAAUAUCUUACACUUGUAUGUUCUUCCAUGCAGAGCACUCUGAACAUCACCAAUAACAACUACUACACCGUGUCGGUGACCAACAUCACAGCCCAAGUGCAGUUCUCCAAGACGGUGAUAGGCAAGACCAAGUUCAACAACAGCUCAGUGAUCAUCCCGCUGGAUGAGCGGCAGGUACUUGAGUUUGGAUUAGAUUAUUUUUACAAAGAAAAUCCACAUCAAACCAAAGCAACAAAGGUUACCAACGGUUACAUCAACAGUUACCAAGUUACUUCUAACUUCCGCAGCUUAACACAACAGCGUACUGUUGAAACUAUAGUAACACAAGGACUCUCACUGCACUUGACCUUCAGACUUCCCAUGUGAUAACUGGAAUAUAAUAUCAGUUUUGUUUCUGCAGAAAUCCAGACUUCAAACUAAUAUUUAAGCUCCAUGUAAGCCUCAAUGUCUUAGUCUUGUGACUUCACAGAGCUUACAGAUCAAGCAGAAAUCAUGACCCAAACAAAGUCCCUGUUUUUAAUUUUUGAGCUGAAAUAUGUUAUAUGUUAUUAUGUAAUCAUUAUUCUCUUCUUCUGAUUACUCCAGAUUGACUACACAGUCCCCACCACUAUUGCUGAUGAGAUGAGUUAUAUGUUGUAAGUAUCACAGCAGAUCUCAUAACAAUGCACCGCUUCCUCUCUGAUCAUUCUUAAUCAUCAAUCACUUCUUUUCUUUCAGUGACUACUGCACCUUGCCAACCAUCAAAGUUCACAACAUAGUGGUCAUGAUGCAGUAAGUAUGGCUUUGACUUAAACAUUUGAAAUAUAUCUCUUCAUGUGUAUAUCUCUCUCAUUUCUGUGAUUUGGUUGAGCGAUAAAUCUAUCGCACAUCAACAUCAGUCCUGUGAACACACUCCUCCUCCACACUUGCAUAGUUCCACCCACGCGCACCCCGUGGCUUCAAGAAACAAAACAGCUCUGUCUCAAAAGUACGGCUCAGACCAGCAGGGGGGACUUAGGCGGGUUUUCUGGGUACAUUGCUCACUGACACGUUAACGCUGACAUUCAACCAGGGUGUGAAUCUUAGAAAGAAAACAUUCCUCUGAAGAUAAAUUAAUCUGUACUCGUUAUUGAAUCCCUCGUGGUCAUCAUUGAACAAAUGCUUCAGAGAGCAACAUUAGAUUUAAUCUCAGAGUAAUUGGAAGGAAAGAAGCAGCAGUGAACGUAAAAUUUACUCUAAUCUACUGAAACUUCAGUCUUACCUUAUUGUGUAAAGAUGUGUAAGACUAAAAUGGAAGCUGGUAUUGUUCUGCUAGCUAGACUCAAUACUAGGCAUCCAGCAUUAUAUACUCUCAUCAGAUUAAGCUCGAAUCUGAUUUUCUAAAACAACAUUAACAAGAAACAAUUAAAAAGAAUGCUGCAAUCACCUACCUAUUUUAGAGAUCUCUAAAAAGUAGAAAGGAUGCUCUUUAUAGUCUGUCUACAAAAGUAAAUGUGGAUGUGGAUGGAUAUAUAUAGAACCGAAAGUCACUGGAAAACUAUUUGGCGAUUAUCCGAAUAGUCUCCACAUGACCACCCAGACAUCAGAGAGACACAGAAAGAGAGACGCGUUACUCCACCUUAUUGUAUUUUUCUCAAACUUUUCUGAACUCUUCGCUGACAGCAGAAGCCUCUAAAUUUCCUCCAGUUCACCGGCAAAAACAGGUGGCAACAGGCACUCAUACUUCCUAAAUCACAGCCGAUCUCUGCUCUCUCAGUCGCGAUUGUGCAAUGAAUCAGUGAGUACGAUUUUCAACCAGGUAACUUUCUUGUCAGCCAAACAGGCUUUGAUGGCAUCCCAGCUGAGGGAUCACAGAAGGAUCCUUUGAAGGAUCCAGCCUUUGUAGACCGCUGAGGCUGAACUGAAAUGAGACUUUGUAGAGUCUUGGGAGAAUUUCCUGUUUGCAUCAUCAGACUUACACCCUUGCCAAAUACUGCUCCCCAUUUUGCCUAGCAACAGGAGGCUAGCUUGCUAACCAGCUAACAAAGCUUGCAACAUCAAGACAAUUUCAAGAAUCCUCACAUCAGUGCUGGACUAAGAGUCAACAAAAACAGCUCGGAGUGUCUUACCUUGAAGUUAACUCUGAGGUUGUUUUCCAGGGUCACGGUGACUACGUCAUACUUUGGCCACGCGGAGCAGGUCUCCCAGGAGAUGUACCAGUACGUGGACUGUGGGGGCAACACCACCACCUUGCAUGGUCACAUGCCGGUCUACCAGUAAGGCAAGAAGAAGAAGAAGAGCACAGAUUAGCGUCACAUCCUGCUGUGACUGGAGGUCUCCCAGAGAUGACUGGGCUGACCUCCAUGUAGGAAAAUCUCUGCUCAAUGACUGUGGAAUCACGGACGGGGGUCAUAAUCUAUCUUAUAUUAGUCACGUGGCUCAUCCAUUCUUUAAUUCCCAACCACUUUCUUCCUUUCACACGUCAGUUUUGAUGUUAGGAGAGGGUUUUUGGAGGGUGACUUGUCAUACAGAGCUGGGUGAAGAUGAAAAAUCUUACCUGCCAGAGCUGGAGUUUAGCAGGAUUCGCCUCGAGGUUUGUUAUCACUUUCCACCGCCGUGCCAAGAAAAAUAAACAGACAUGAUUUAAUAUUCAGGAUAUUGGUUGACAUUCCCAUCAUGUUUACACUGUCACUCCUCAGUAAUGAAAUAAACAGCUUGAAGCGGUAGUUUCUGAUAUGAUGCACUUUAACCCUUACUUUGAGAUAUUUUGAAUUCUAAGCGAGUACAUUUGGAAGACUGCAACUUCUACCACCUUCUACGAUGAUUUAAUACCACUCCAACAAAAAUACAGCAAACCAAAGGGGCAGGAAGAGUCUAAGAUAGUGAAAAACCACUGAGCAGUUCCUCACUGUUUCCUUUAAACCACCAUUUCAUUCCUUCCUACAGCAGCCGGUCUCUUUUUCUUUUGAUAAAUGAUGUUGGGUAGUGCAAUUUAGGUGACACAUUAUCCUCUGUCCCUUUUUUCUGUUUUUUUUUUUCUUCCUUUUUAUGCUUGGCUUUAGCUAGUAUAAUAAGUCUUCUUUAUGCAUUUUUAACAGGGUGAUAUGAAAGCAAAUGUGACUACUGGGAAGACUGUAACAUAGUGUGAGUAAGUUUCAAAUAACUUUGUAAAAGGGAUAUUUUUAAUUUCAUAGCAAAUGUAGGAGCCUCAGCCGCCUAUAAAUCGCAGAAGUGUGUACGUUGAUGUAAAAUAUGACUUUUCCUUCUAGCUUGCUCUGUAACAUGUUUUAUUAAGACUAUUUCUUUCUUGAGCGAGAGCAGCUUCCUUCCUUUUAAUGAGGCUGUCCUACUUUUGUGGACUGUGGUGUCAUUAGCAAUAGUGUUCUCUGCUUUUUUUAAGUACAUUUGCAUCUUAAACAUGAGUUGCUCACCGGGUUCCUUGAGGUUUUUUUUUUAUUUGGGGACUAUCACUUUGAAUUGGCUGAUGAUUCACAGGUAAAUGUUAAAACACAUAAUGAUAUGUAAUAAAGAAGAGACCUGUGACAUACAAAUACCAGAAAUACUAAUUACUCUGAAGCUCAGAGUUUCUGUUGUGAUCUAACAGGUGUAUAAAAACAAACAUUGUGCAAGUUUUCAUAAAGUUAGUCUUUGCAUUUUUCAAAGAAAACUGUAAAUUCAGACCUUCCUGAUAUAUUUGCCCCUGUGUGAUUCUCUUUCUUAAAACCCCCUUUAAAAUUGAUUUUGUGUUUCUGAUGCAUGAAGCUGAAAAUAAAGUCAACUUAUUUUGAAGUUUGCCUGCAGUAGUGUUUGUCCUCACCGGGUGGAGCCUGUUCACUGCUCAACUCUCACUGUCAAGAUACCUGUAGUUUGUACAAGUUUUUCUACUCUAUUUAACCUUUUAAUUAUUUUUAUUUUAGUAAUAAAUUAUGGACAUUUUUACUGAGUUUAUAGGUCCAACAUACUGGUUAGUUUUUGAAG